AUGCAUUAGAAGACAUCUUAAAAUUAAAAGAUUUUCAAUAAUCAAUAUUAGAUAUUAAAGAAACUUUCAUCAGGUUCAUUUGGUGUAGUCUUUUUGGGAAUUGAUUUAUUGACAAAAUAAGAAGUAGCAAUAAAAAUUGAGAAAGAGGAAAAUGAGGAAGUUCGUUCACUUGAAAGAGAAGUGUAGAUUUUAAAAAAAUUAGAUGGAAUAGAAGGGUUUCCUAAAUAUCUUUGGUCUGGUUAAGAUUAAGGUUAUAAUAUAUUGGUAAUUUAAUUGUUGGGAAAGGAUUUAGCUUACCAUUCUAAACAAUUUAAGAAAUUCUCACUAAAAUCAGUCUUGACUAUUGGAAUACAAGCUGUAUAGAUUUUAGAGCGAUCUCAUUAGAAAGGUGUUAUUCAUAGAGAUCUAAAACCAGAAAAUAUUAUUUUUGGUAUAGGUAGAGACAUCUCAAAAUUAUACUUAAUUGAUUUUGGCAUAAGCAAAAUAUAUAGAGAUUCAAAUGGGAAACAUAUGUAAGAUAGAGAAAUUAAUAAUUAGAACUUUUAAAGAAUAGAAAUCCUUUUUAGGAACUACAAGAUAUGCAUCUAUUGCUGCACAUUUAGGACAUGAGUUAGGAAGAAAAGAUGAUCUUGAGUCUUUAAUGUAUAUAUUGUUAUACUUUUUACGUGGGUAUUAUAUUAUUUACUAAUAAAGAUAGUUACCAUGGUAGAAUAUGAUUAAUGUCUCUGAUGAUGAAAGAACAAAGAAAGUUGGGGAUAUGAAGUUAUCACUUGAACGUGAAUUAUUUAAAGAUUAGACAGGAGAGUUUUAAAGGAUAUUUGAGUAAAAAUAUUAUUAAGAUAUUAUAGUUCUAUAAGGAAAUUACAAUUUAAAUAAGAGCCUAAUUACAAAAUGAUAUUGCAUGAAUUAAAAAGAGCUGCAGAUACUAUGAAUAUCAUUAUAGAUGGUAAUUUUGAUUGGACAGAAACUAAGUCAUCUACUCAUUAUCAAACAGAUACCAAUUAGAAUAUAAGUCGUAAUAAUAUUCCACUCAAUUCUAAUGAAAUGAAAAAGUCUAUUGAAAAAUAGUUAUCUGGUCUUAUAUAACAUUGGUAUCCUUUUGAUAUUUAUUCAGUUCUACUAAUCUUUUGGCUCCUCCUCCUAUAGGUUCUACUCGAAAUGCAUUCCAAAGAGAUGAUAUUCGUAAAAAUUCAAGUCUAACUUAAUAAAGUAGUAUUAAUUAUUGCUAAUCUCUGAAUCCUAAUUAUUAGAAAUCAAUUUGUGAAGAACCUUUAAAUGAAGAAUAAUAGCAUUAUUAUGAUUUUGAUAGUGUUGAAAUAAGUGAGAAUCAAAAAACAGAUAGUUCUCUACAUAGUAAAUAUGAUAAAAUAAAAAUGGGAAUAUUUGUGUAUUUCAUUUUCAAAUAUAUUUUCUUAGGCAUUUUCACCCGAAAACAAUAGAACUCAAAUGA
This is a messenger RNA of Paramecium pentaurelia, 1450 nucleotides long. NCBI's taxonomy places the organism in Eukaryota, Ciliophora, Oligohymenophorea, Peniculida, Parameciidae. The record is from the annotation of a GenBank genome assembly.